UUUCAGUAACACACUUUCGAGCCUAGACAAUUGGGUUGAAAACUAGAAAAGCCAAAAAAUUAUUUCGUUCAACAGUGUCUUUACAGCUCCCUCGUUCAUACGCGUUCCUCUAAAAAUAAAAAAAAAGGUUGAGAGAAUGGCAUUUUGUGGCCACGUUUCCUCCUCUGGACAAAUAGUCCUGCGGGAUGAGAUCUUCAGCAGCAGGACUCGCGUCGCGCGCUCGUCAUCCGGAGGCUCACUAAACUCCAUGUCUUCGCCGAGCUCGCUCGCCCAGAACACCAAACGCACAUACUUCUUCAAGAACGACGGUGGAAAUCCUUCGCCCCAAUCUGAGGACAACUGGUCGCUCGGCGGACUCAAGCGAUCGGAGAUCCAGAGCAACUUGGUGCCCUCGCUGUGCCUCGGCUCCCAGGAGAGCUCUCUCAACUAUCUCAGCCACUGCAAGGGAAUGAAGGUGGAACGCCAACCAGAGGCCGCUUACCAGAACUGGUACUCGGCCAAGCAGCAGCAGUUACUAGAGAAGCAGCGGCGGGUCAAGGAGGAGCAGGAGUUCAAGCAGCAGCGGACGGAGGAGCGCAAGCAGCUGGCCAGGAUGUGCUACGAGCAGUGGCUGAAGGACAAGGCCCGCCAGGCGGCGAACUUGCAGCUGGAGAGCCACAUCCAGGACGCGGCCAUGAAGGCCAGCAUAGCUCUGCGCAAGAAUCCCCUGGAGUCACUGCGCAAGAAUCCCGUCGUGUCGUCCUCCUUAUCUGGGCUGGGAUCCGUGCCGAGCUCAUCGACGGCACCUAGACCCAUUCGCAAGGUGUCCAAGGACGAGAUCCGCAGGGUCGUAGAGGACUGGUGGCUAAAGAAGCAGCGUCAGCAGCAGGCGCAGCGCGAGGAGAAGCGACGCGCCUUGUUGUCCAAAGCCUUGAAAGAGGAACAGCGCCGGCAAAUGGCCCAGGAUGCCUGGUCGAAGUGGAUGAGCAAUGUGGACACCAAGCCCAAGCCGGUGCCCCUUAAUCAGGGUAUGGACUCACUGCGAGGCACCAUCUCUCACCUCUAUGUGAAUCCGACUCCAUGGAUGGGUCCAGUUAAACAGCCGCAGAUGUAGUCCUCUCCAUUCAGAUUUAAGAUGUCCCAGCAAAACUUUUUUGGCGACUCCAAAUGUCCGAAAAUUCGUUAGAUAUAAAAACAGUGAUGUUAAAAUAUACACCGACAGGGUUUAGAAACCAAAACGCUUUCUUCGAAUU
This is a messenger RNA of Drosophila mauritiana, 1232 nucleotides long. Its product is annotated as coiled-coil domain-containing protein 34. Bases 137 to 1093 code for a protein of 318 amino acids. The record is from RefSeq and is a predicted model, not a curated record. The transcript has 2 exons. Lineage: Eukaryota; Metazoa; Arthropoda; Insecta; Diptera; Drosophilidae.